Messenger RNA from Prunus armeniaca (apricot), 183 nucleotides. Lineage: Eukaryota; Viridiplantae; Streptophyta; Magnoliopsida; Rosales; Rosaceae. The record is from the annotation of a GenBank genome assembly.
AUGGGUCGGUACCGAGGGUACUCCUGUCUUUCUGCACCACCCAAUGAGAAGAAAACAAUCUUGGCCUUUUUGGGUUGCGUCAGCUUGCUCAAUCAAACACGGGCCGGUGGUCUACGUAUAAAAGAACCACCUGCUCCUGCUGCUGUGACUGAGUGCUCUAAAGCUGUAUUGCUAUGUGUUUAG